AUGGUCACCACGUCCAGCGCGGUGCAGGCCCAGCCGCCCCCAGCCGCGGCGAGCGGGGAACCAGCUGUUCUAGACCGCAUGAAGGGCGCAGUUACCACUCUGCUGGAGUGCAUCGGCGAGGAUCCCAAGCGGGAGGGGCUCGUGGACACGCCAAAGAGGGUGGCCAAGGCCUGGCUGGACAUGACGCGGGGGAGCGGCCAGGAUCAUACAGGUGCCUUUGGCUCCGCGCUGUUCCACGAGCCCUGCCUGGCCGCCGCGUCCGACGGCCUGGUCCUGGUGCGCGACAUAACCUUCGCCGCGCUUUCCAGCUCCGCCCUGCUCCCCUUCUACGGCGCGGUGCACGUCGCAUACCUGCCCCGCCACGGCACCAUCCUGGGCCUGUCCAAGCUGGCGCGGGUGACCAAGGUCCUGGCGGCCCGCCUGCAGGACCAGGCGGGCUUUACGCGCUCCCUGCUGGCGGCCGUGGUCGCUGAGUUGGCGCCCGCCGGCGCCGCUGUGGUCUGCGUCGCGCGGCAGCUGGGCGGCAUCGAGGCGGAGAGCGGGCCACGCGUGACCUGCCUGGCCGCAGGUGCAUUGCGCCGCGCCGACCGCCUGAUAGAGCUGGAGGCGGUGCUGGAUCUGGCGCCGGGGUCGCUGGAUUUGGGAGCGGAGGGGGCGGCUGGGCUCGACACAGAGCUCCUGAUUGGGUCGGGGCCUGAUCACGUGGAUGCCGCGGUCCGCGUGCUGGUGGAAGGCGUGGCCGAGGCGCACGGCGCCAAGGUGGACGCCCGUGCUCUGGUCGCCAGCCGGCGCUACGUGGCCUGGCUGCUGCGCGCCACCGCCGGCUACGGCGCGGCAUUGCCACGCGGCGCCCCCGGCGCGCUCAUGGCCAGCCUGGCCCUGCCAGCGCCCACCCGCGCGGCACCCCACUCCGCGCUGCACCUCUCCUGCCACGCCUUCAGCUCGGAGUGCGAGCACCACCUGCUCCCCUUCCACGGCACCGUGGGCUUCGCGGUGCUGGGCGCCGCGCCGGACGCCGGCGCACUGCGCGCCGCCGUGGCGGCCUACUCCCGCCGCCUGCAGGUUCAGGAGCGGCUGACGCUCGCCGGCGGCGAGCGGCGGGAGCCCGGUGGCGCUGGGGCCCUGUGCUGA
Auxenochlorella protothecoides is the source of this 1131-nucleotide messenger RNA. RefSeq names its product GTP cyclohydrolase 1. The record is from RefSeq and is a predicted model, not a curated record. NCBI's taxonomy places the organism in Eukaryota, Viridiplantae, Chlorophyta, Trebouxiophyceae, Chlorellales, Chlorellaceae. Gene Ontology annotation, molecular function: zinc ion binding; GTP binding; GTP cyclohydrolase I activity. The coding region runs from base 1 to 1131 and encodes 376 amino acids. The transcript has 6 exons. Gene Ontology annotation, cellular component: cytoplasm. Gene Ontology annotation, biological process: tetrahydrobiopterin biosynthetic process; tetrahydrofolate biosynthetic process.